Microbotryum saponariae is the source of this 1586-nucleotide messenger RNA. NCBI's taxonomy places the organism in Eukaryota, Fungi, Basidiomycota, Microbotryomycetes, Microbotryales, Microbotryaceae. The record is from the annotation of a GenBank genome assembly.
AUGCCACCCGCCAGCAAGUCGCGACGGUCGAACAUGAUCCGUGACGACUCGGACGACGAACAAGACGCUCCACCUCGUCGCGCUUCUACCUCGCGCCGUGGGCAGCAGCAAGGUACAGGCGGCGCAGGCCAUGACGACGACGACUCGGAAGGCGAGAUCGAUCCGUCCAAAGUCGACCUCGGCGAUGUGUUGCCGCAGUACUUGAACCAGCCUCUGCAUGCGCAGCAGUCCGAGGCUCGGCUCAAGCUGUUGGUUCAGGACUUGAAAGGGUUGAGGAACCAGUUGAUCACCACGGUCGAGUUGCUCGAGGAGGUCGGCGCCAACGUCGCUUCCGAGAAGGGGCACGAGAGGGAGGCCGAUCUGGGCGAUGAUGAAGUACCAGAAGAUCCGGUGAGUAGGGGAUCAUGGAAUGAGGUGCGAGGAAGCCAUAGCGCUGACCAUUCGCCAUUAUUCGCUGGCUUACGCGUCGCAACGCGUCACCGACCCCGUCGAUAGGAAGAGAUCAGGGGCAUCGAGAAGCAGUACCGUCACUUGCUCGACAAACUUGCUGAAAUCGAUAUCCGAACCAAGACGCUCUCGGAAAUGAGGCAGAAGCUGGCCCAACGACAUGUCUUUGUGAGUUGCGCGCGGUGGGGAAGUCGGUGAUGAAGCGGUUGAUCGUCGUACUCAACUCGCGGCGCAUCGUACGACGUUUUAUCGCAGACAAACCUCUACGACCAAUACGAGCAGGAAGUUCAGAUGUUACUCGAGGCGUACGGACUGCAGACACCGAGGCAAAAGUACCUCGACAACCAGCUGUGGAAAUCGUUCCGCGCACUGCUUUGGGUGAGCGAACAAGAGCACAACAUCAACAGGGCGAGGCUGUUUAGGCACCUUCGAGCGAGAAUCUGAUGGUCUCGACGUUUGAUACUCGCUCUCAGGAACAACUGUACGAUGGAAAGCCGGUACCGAAUCUCAAGAGAUUCAUUCCUUCGCGUGAGUGCUGGCUCUGAUCGCUGACUCUGAGUGGUCGCCCAUCACGAAAUGAGCUGACACAGCUCUCAUGCUUCAAAAUCAAAACUUGUAUUUGCGCAUGCCUCGGUUCUAUCCCGACUCUUCAACACCACAGAGGCAGGGGACGAAGACGACUCGGACGACGAGAUCGAAAUUGGCGCCCAAUCAUCCGACUUCAAGUGCCCGCUCACUUUGACCUUGUUGACCGAUCCGGUCACGUCGUGAGUACUCGAUGCACGUCAUCCCGAUUCUCGAGUCCAGUUCUGAUGCUUCUCAAACUCGGCCCUCGUUUUUCCUUUCGCGACUUCAGUAACAAAUGCCCGCACUCGUACUCGCGCGCCGCGUUCGUCGAAUUCGUCGCAAAGGGCAAGCAGAACUGCCCCGUCCAUGGCUGCCCCGUCAAAGACAUGACGAUGGAGCAUGUACACGAAGAUCUCGGACUUAAGCGACGCGUCGAGGCGCACAAGCGGCGCGUCGAGCAGGAGAGGCAGAAUGGGGGCGCCUCGAUGGGCAAUGGCGGAAAUGGGGCUGGCACGCAGAGAGGGAGGGCCGCGACGCAGUGGGAGACCGUUGAGAGUAGUGAUGAGGAAUAG